This is a messenger RNA of Symbiodinium natans, 603 nucleotides long. NCBI's taxonomy places the organism in Eukaryota, Dinophyceae, Suessiales, Symbiodiniaceae. The record is from the annotation of a GenBank genome assembly.
AUGGCGACCGGCAGCUUCGAGGUAUCUCGGUCUCGGUCCAGGAGGUGGGACCAGGAGGUCAAGAGCAUCAGCCGGGAUGGCUCGGACUGCAUCGGCAGCUGCCAUUGGGUGUUUCGGUCGACCUCUCGGUCGAUCCCAACAGAGUUUGAGAGCCGCGUCGUGCCUUUGGAUCCUGUGGCGCUCUGGAGCAAAACCAGGAGUGUGGAUGUGGACUCCCGGCCAAGUUGGUCCAUUCCCUCGGCGCGGCCCUGCUCAAUGGAGCAGUGGAGGGCCAAAGCCCCAGCCAAGCUGGCAUCCAAGCAGCUGGUGCCUGGACCCAGCUUCUGGCACUCGCAUGGCAGCGGCAAGGGCCGAUACGGCUUCUCUGAGGGGCUGAUCGGGGCAGCCCCGAUGCGUGCGCAGACCGCUGGCCCUUCACAACCUUCAAGAUCGGUGCGUAAGGCUGAUCGACAAGAUCUCGACUCCAGCUUGAGAGCUUCGAGCUUGUUCAUCGGGACCUUGGACGAGGAGCAAAUCCGUGGGCGGCACAGUGGACCAAAGUUCAGUCCACCGGCGGCCAAGAAGUUGAGUGCCCUCACAACCGCCGUCCUGACCCCCCGCUAG